AUGGAAAAACCCAAAGUUUUUUCAAGCUUGAUUUUAUCGGUUUGUGCAGAAGCAAACUUCCCAAAUGAAUCCAUCGACUUGUACAUGUUAAUCAGGAAAGAUGGUGUUUUCCCUUCCAUUGCUUCAUUUAAUUUACUCCUGGAGUGUUUGGUUUCAUCUGGUCAGUACAGUAAAGUGUUGGAAUUGUUUGAUCAUGUUAUUAGUUCGGGUAUCAGGGUUGAUAAGUUUACAUUCGGGAAGGCUGUGCAAUCAGCAGUGAAGAUGGGAGACCUGCGACGGGGUAUGGAUUUGAUGGAUUGCAUGAAGAAUACUGGCAGAAUGAAUGUUAGUACGUUUGUGUAUAAUGUUUUGAUCGGUGGGCUGUGUAAACAGAAGCGAUUGAUGGAUGCACGAAAGCUGUUUGAUGAAAUGCUUGAGAGAGAUGUAGUUCCUGAUAGGGUUACAUAUAACACAAUGAUCGAUGGAUAUUGCAAAGUCGGGAAUUUAGACGAAGCAUAUAGGGUUCGUGAAAAGAUGAAGGCUUGUAAUGUGGGGCCGAAUCUUGUUACAUUUAAUACACUACUCAGUGGUCUCUGUAAAGGGAAGAGGAUGGAUGAGGCAAAGAAGGUCUUUGAAGACAUGAAAAUUCAUGGCUUUGUUCCCGAUGGGUUCACUUACAGCUUAAUGUUUGAUGGGUUUUCAAUAUCUGGUGAUAUAGAUGCUUGCAUUUCAUUACACAAACAGAUAGAUAAAAAUGGCAUUCAUAUAAAUGAAUACACUUGCAGUGUUUUGUUAAAUGUGCUAUGCAAGGGAGGGAAAACCAACAAAGCUGAGGAGAUUUUGGUAAAUUUAAUGGAGAAUGGACUUGUUCCAACACAGGUAAUCUUCAAUACAAUCAUUGAUGGCCAUUGCAGGGAAGGUAACACAGAAAUGGCCCUUUUCUCAAUUGAAAAAAUGAAAUCCAAUGGCUUAACACCAAACUCCUUCACCUUCAAUCCAAUAAUCAACAAGUAUUGUCAAUCUGGUAAUCUUUUAAAGGCAGAAGAAUUGAUAAAAAAGAUGCCAGAAAUGGGUUCUUCACCAGAUGUUGUAACCUACAACAUACUAAUUGAUGGAUUUGGACGAAACUUAAAGUUUGAUAAAUGUUUCAAGAUUCUUGAAGAAAUGGAAACUAAUGGCUUAAAACCAAAUGCUGUAACUUAUGGAUCUCUAAUGAACCAAUUGUGCAAAGAUGGAAGACUUAUGGAAGCUGAAGUGGUGUUCAAAGAUAUGAUAGGUAGAGGUAUUUUCCCAAACACAAAUACGUAUAAUAUGCUUAUUAAUGGGUAUUGUAAUGUGGGAAAGAUAGAAGAUGCUUUCAAGAUUUUUGAUGAAAUGUGUAGAAAUAAAGUUGUUCCAUCUUUGGUUACUUACAAUACACUCAUAAAUGGGCUAUGCAAAAAGGGUAGGGUUGAGGAAGCCGAAGAAUUUGCUUCAAGAAUCACAAAUGGAUAUCUAAAAUGUGAUGUUAUUACAUAUAACUGUUUAAUAUCUGGUUAUUCAAUAAAGGGUGACACCCAAAAGUGUUUAGAGUUACAUGAAAAGAUGAAAUCAUCUGGAAUUAAACCUACUAUCAAUACAUAUCAUCCACUAAUUACUGGAUGCAAGAAUGAGUUAAUACUUGUGGAGAAACUCAUGAAAGAAAUGUCAGAUAUGAACUUGGAUCUUGAUCGGGUGAUAUAUAAUGAACUCAUUCGUUGCUAUUUUGAUCAUGGUUUUGUGGAAAAGACAAUUGAAUUGUUUCAUGAAAUGAUUAAUAAGGGAAUUGUUCCUGAUAAAAUGGCUUACAAUUGCUUGAUUAUUGGGUACUUAAAGGAAGGAAAGAUUCAUGAGUCAAAGGAUCUUGUUGAUGAAAUGAAGGCGAAUGGAUUAGUUCCUAAAGCUGAUACUUAUGAUGUUAUGAUUAAGGGUCUUUGUGAUAUUAAGAAGUUUGGUGAAGGGUAUUUUUGGUAUAGGGAAAUGGUUGGAAAUGGGUUUUUGCCAAGUGUAAGUGUUGCUAAUGAGCUUGUUAUUGGUCUUACAGAAGAAGGGAGGUUUAAUGAAGUUGAAGUAAUAUGCUCAGAAAUCAGUAUUAAAGGAUAUGAUUAUUCUGAUGCAAAUAAGGAUCUUUCUGCUGCUUUAAAAUGA
Lactuca virosa is the source of this 2145-nucleotide messenger RNA. NCBI's taxonomy places the organism in Eukaryota, Viridiplantae, Streptophyta, Magnoliopsida, Asterales, Asteraceae. The record is from the annotation of a GenBank genome assembly.